Messenger RNA from Arabis nemorensis, 741 nucleotides. NCBI's taxonomy places the organism in Eukaryota, Viridiplantae, Streptophyta, Magnoliopsida, Brassicales, Brassicaceae. The record is from the annotation of a GenBank genome assembly.
AUGAACCUAUUCAUGACUAUCACCGUCACCUCUAUCGUCAUCUUUAUGGCAUUGGAUCAAACACCGAUCACCAUUGAAGCAAGACACUUGAGGAAAGCAGAUGGUCAAGAUCAUUUCAAAGCUGGAUCUACAAAUGAUUUUGCGCCUACUUCUCCAGGAAACAGUCCUGGUAUGGGAAAUAAAAAAGGUAAUGUGAAUGUUCAAGGGUUUCAAGAUGACUUCAAGCCCACGGAAGGAAGAAGGUUACAGAAAACAAACGGUCAAGAACACUUCAAAACCGGAACUACAGACGAUUUCGCACCUACUUCUCCAGGUAACAGUCCCGGUAUCGGGCAUAAGAACGGAGUUGCAAAUGCUGAAGGGUUUAAAGAUGACUUCAAGCACACGGAAGGAAGAAUGCCGCAGAAAAUGAACGGUCAAAAUCAUUUCAAAACUACCGGUUCUACGGACGAUUUCGCACCUACUUCUCCCGGAAACAGUCCUGGGAUAGGGCACAAGAAAGGGAACGCGAAUGUUAAAGGCCUUAAGAAUGAUUUCGAGCCCACAGAAGAAAGACGAUUACAAAAAACAAACGAACAAGAUCAUUUCAUAACCGCGGGUUCUACAGACGAUUUCGCGCCUACUUCUCCAGGGAACAGUCCCGGGAUGGGGCAUAAGAAAGGAGAUGACUUCAAGCCCACGACACCAGGACAUAGCCCUGGUAUUGGUCAUGCCAUCAAGAACGAUGAGCCUAAAGCUUAA